AUGGUAGAUCCCCGUUGCUCAGUGUCCUUCCCCGGGGGAAGGGGUGAUGGUGUCAGUUGUGGCUCUGGAAUCGGAUCGGAUGGCGGCUCCGGCAGCUGCAGCAGGGGUGGCAGCGGCGGUUCCCAGCAGAGGAGAAAAGGUGGCUGUCGCUGGCAGAGGUCACCUGGACCUGGCAGAGGAUGGGGAGGACCAGAUCCAGAUCCAGGACAUAGAGUUUUGGAGAUAAGGCCUGCAGGGGACAGGACCUUCCAGAAGUGGACGGCCGUGGUGGUGCCCUUUGGAGAGAAGCAGAGAUACACAUGCAGUGUAGAGCAUGAGGGGCUUCCUGAGCCCCUCACCCUGAGAUGGAAGUCCCAUUCUCAGUCUGCCACCCCCAUCAUGGGAAUUGUUGCUGUCCUGGUUUUCCUUGGAGCUUUGGACAUUGGAGCUGUGGUGGCUGGAAAUGUGAUCUGGAGGAAGAAGAGCUCAGGUGGGAAAGGAGGGAGCUUCGCUCAAGCUGCAAGCAGCGACAGUGCCCAAGGCUCUGAUGUGACUCUCAUGGCUUCUAAAGGUUGUUCUGCCUGCAGACCGAAGACACUCUUCAAUGACGGUUUUCAUUGGGUAUCCGGUUCUAGAGGAGUCCAUCAGAGUUAG
Messenger RNA from Trichechus manatus latirostris (Florida manatee), 633 nucleotides. Its product is annotated as HLA class I histocompatibility antigen, B-48 alpha chain-like. Gene Ontology annotation, molecular function: peptide antigen binding; signaling receptor binding. Gene Ontology annotation, biological process: antigen processing and presentation of endogenous peptide antigen via MHC class Ib; positive regulation of T cell mediated cytotoxicity; antigen processing and presentation of endogenous peptide antigen via MHC class I via ER pathway, TAP-independent. NCBI's taxonomy places the organism in Eukaryota, Metazoa, Chordata, Mammalia, Sirenia, Trichechidae. The transcript has 6 exons. Gene Ontology annotation, cellular component: external side of plasma membrane. Bases 1 to 633 code for a protein of 210 amino acids. The record is from RefSeq and is a predicted model, not a curated record.